AUAAAAGGAUGCUCCCGAACUAACCCGAAUUCCCGUGUCCCGAAAAGGAUAUCUCAUUCCGCCUACCUCCUCGUCGUUUCCACUACUGGAGUGCAUCGCCGUAAAGGUCAUUACCACCGCACCGUCGGAACCGGGUGCGUGCGACACUCCGAGUUUCACUUGCCCACCGACCGUCGUUAAACACGCAUCCGCGACCCGAGCCGGUGAAUCCGUUUUAGUCAACGGAAGUGUUCAAACCAGAAAGUGUUCUUCAGGCUACAUCAUGUUUGACCUGUUCCCAUCCAAGAAAUCGGCACCGGUGGCGACGGUAGCCCCGAUGCAGGGCUACAAGAUUACCGAUGUGGAACGGAGCCGGAAGUUCGGUGUGGCUGCCAAUUCGUUUCGCAUGCUCCGGGAAAAGGCGUCGGAAAAAUUCAAGAUAGCCGAUUGUCGGGUGUAUCUCGCCCAGGACGGCACAGAAGUCACCGACGAGGAGUACUUCCAAACGCUACCACCUCAGACGUUGCUUGUUAUUGCGGACAAGGAUGCAAUCAUACAGACAGACUUUGAGCUCAUGUACGGUGCAAUCAAGGCUACGCACUCGGAUCUGCUGAACGCCGGAGAGCUGGCGAAACAGUUCGUGAGCAACAAUCAGCCGGAAAUCUCGAAGAUCUUGAUUGACGCUCAACGUGGACGAGAUGAUCUGAUACGCCGCAGUUCGCGGAACGAACACGAACAGUGGUUCGAAGGUAUCGAUGAUCGUGCGGUUAAGACGAAGGAAGAGGUGAUGAAACGACGUGGCCAGGACCGGGUUCGAGGAUAUUUUUACAAAGCAAAAGACGAACUCACAAAAUGUGCAAUGUACCGGGCGAAUCCGGUUGCUCGUGAACUGAUCGACGAAAUGAUCGAGCUCUUCCGACAGCUGCUGGCGGGAUUUGAUUACUUUAGCUGCAUGUUUGAUCGUACCUGCCAACGGCGCAUGACUGUGCCAGAAGAAACCAUCGGGGACGCUAAAGAUGAUGUGGCGGAUGAGACGGAUGCGAAGCGAAUUCCGCCGAAACGAUUAAAGCUGCUGGUUCAGCGUUCCCUAGGGAGUAGUUGCCGGAUCGACCAGUACAAUGCGGCACUGUGUAGCGUUCGCGGUGACUUUCGAUGCAUGGGAUUGUGGGACGAUGUGCGAUGUCGGUACGACAGCCACCGUAUCAAUCCGUAUGCGAACCGGGAAGCCCUGAUACUGUUUCAGGUAUGGAAUCUUGAUCACCAGAUCGAGAUUAGUCGCACCGUGCUGCCCUCGAUACUGACAAAUAUAGGGCGCAUGGUGUCUGCUGAGGGUGAAGUGGCAAUCUGUAAGCGUCACAAGCGUAAGGGAAAGCAACUGUCUGUGAUAACGUACUUCUUGGAACUAUUCACACUUCACAAUCUGAAGCUAGUACACAUCGUUUGUCAUGACAAAGGUGCGCACGAUCUGGUAUCGCGUGGUACCAUCAUCUGCGAUCGCUGCGAAGAGUAUCAGUACAUCAAGCAAUUCCAGCGUAAGCUGCAAUCGUCGUGCAAAGAUGAUUUACCAUAGGGAAUGGUGUUUAGCCAUCCCGAUGAUCUCAUAAGCGUAUAGCGUGUAGGUGAGACUAAGCCAUUGCUUUAGCAAAACUAUUCCAACAAUAAAUGGCACAUCUAAUGUGCUUUCAAUGUGUU
Messenger RNA from Anopheles darlingi, 1671 nucleotides. RefSeq names its product DNA fragmentation factor subunit beta (gene Drep4). NCBI's taxonomy places the organism in Eukaryota, Metazoa, Arthropoda, Insecta, Diptera, Culicidae. The coding region runs from base 263 to 1549 and encodes 428 amino acids. Gene Ontology annotation, cellular component: nucleus; cytoplasm. Gene Ontology annotation, molecular function: DNA endonuclease activity. The transcript is spliced from 4 exons. Gene Ontology annotation, biological process: apoptotic process; apoptotic DNA fragmentation. The record is from RefSeq and is a predicted model, not a curated record.